Phytophthora infestans T30-4 is the source of this 2499-nucleotide messenger RNA. RefSeq lists its product as uncharacterized. Bases 1 to 2499 code for a protein of 832 amino acids. The transcript is spliced from 5 exons. Lineage: Eukaryota; Oomycota; Peronosporomycetes; Peronosporales; Peronosporaceae. The record is from RefSeq and is a predicted model, not a curated record. Gene Ontology annotation, biological process: small GTPase-mediated signal transduction; positive regulation of GTPase activity. Gene Ontology annotation, molecular function: guanyl-nucleotide exchange factor activity.
AUGGAACUCCCGCUGCCCCCUCCAUCGUCUAUAGAUGCUCCGAUUCUUCAGGAGUUUUCACGGCCGUGGAGAGCCCUACGCCUUCCGAUCCCCACUGCUUCAGGAUAUGAAACAAAAGCUGACCACUCGUUGAUGAAAAACUACGAGCCUCAAUACACACCGGGUGAACCUACUUUUGCGUCAGAGAUACGCGCAUCGUCUCUUCUGGAGCCUCGUGUGGCAGUACCGGAAGCGCAAGCUUUUCUGAUCACGCCGCGUCUUCGCGUUACGCUCGGCACGAUUGAGCCUCUCGUGUGCAGGUUGGUAGUAUACGACAUGUCAUUAGGCUGUCGAGCCACCGAGGAAUUCUGUUUCCGGAUACCUGGCCCAAUGCUGGACAAGGUAGACAGCCCGAUCCCUCCUGCAGCGCUGAUGUAUGUGCUUCCAACACUGCAGAUGCAGAAUCUGUACUUGGUUCUCAAAGUGAGCAAGGUCUUGGCUGGCGACGGAGAUAUCGCAGCCGCCCCAUACUGCACCCCUGACAAAUUUGUUUCGCCAUCGGAGCAGAAAAAGUUGGUCGACAAGGCUGCAGAUUGCGGGGUACGUCUCGGCCGAUUCCAACAGCCAUUUGCGUGGGGAACGAUACCGUUAAGCAAAGGGACCAAGCGACCAAUGACGCUCUACAGACAGCGCGGUUGUAUACCGGAGGAGCAGCGAGUUUCUUUGAUUUCAGACGUCAUUCGCGGCAUUCUAAACGGCACCUCUGAGCAGAUAGGAGGCAGAGUUCGUUACUGUCGUGAAGUUCAGCCCUUUUGUACUUCGUCCUUGGUUCCAAAGUUUGGACUGGUGGGUUCAGGUCCGGUGGCUGUCUCGUAUGUGAACACGCUGUACGUGUACCCGCUUCAGAUCGAGAGGUGCCAGUAUCGCAACAUUGCUAUUCGAGUCCAGCUGCUGCGAAGAGAAGUCGACGCAGUUCGUGGCGUGGAGGAGUUGGAUGAAGCUGUUCUUCGAGCGGUUUAUCGAGCCAAUAACCAGGUCGAUCGCUCGGCGUACGCGCUUGUGGGGUACCACCAGAAGAACCCACAGUUUGACGAUGAGAUCAAGAUUUGUCUUCCAGAAUGCUUGACAAAGAUGCAUCAUCUACUCUUCACGUUUUAUCACGUCCAUUGCAAGAAACUGCAGCCCAAUCAGCCGCAGCAGGAGAUUUUCGGGUACGCGGUAGUACCAAUUCUCGGAAAAGAUGGCACCAUUUUGCAGGAUGGCAAGUACACUCUGACCGUGACUCCUGCUCCUGCGUCUUCCAAGCCGUUGGGAACAGCAAGCGGACUGUCGACAUCUCCCGGAUACGUCGCUGCUGCACGCGUUGCCCCUCUGGAUAACAACAAAAUGGCGUUUAGUUGUCGUGGUCGCGUAGUGUCCUCGAUUCACAGCCAAGACAGCGCCGUAGCAGCGUUUCUACGUCCAUUUCAUGAAAGUCCGCGCUCAGACGCAGACAGCGAUGAAGACGCCAUCGUCAACCGCUUGAUGGGUCUCAGUCAGAGCAGUGCGCUCAAUGUACGCUACUUUUUCUUCACGAUCGUCAAGUUCGUACUCGGAUAUCUACGACAUGGGACUUCAAUUGUGCGGUGGUCUGCGUUCCGCACACUGCUUGCCAUCAUGGAGAAGGCCACUUGGAACCCCCGAGGAUCGUUGAAAGUUCACGAGAUGAACCGAGUACUCCACGAUUUCGUCCACAUUGUCUUCGACGAGAAGUGUAUCGACGAUCCCACUACGCCCCAGUCCCCAUCUGCCAAGUCUCCAUCUAACAGUGAACGCAAGUCUGUCUUUGGAGCGCUGCUGGAAACGUGGCUGAAUGUCUUGAAUAACAAGGCUUCAAUCGAGGAGAACGUCGAGACGAAGCGAAUGUCUCUGACGUACUCGAACGUCCUUCUGCAGCUCAUCUUGAAGUCUAUGGCGAUGCACUUGCUGGAUCAGCGGGAUACGGCGGCCAGUGAUGCUGCAAAGUCGCUUCCUCUGACGCUUGCCAAGAAGGACGAGGUGAUGGUUGAACGCGUGCUGGAACAACUGAUCGCGUGUGCGGGUGACACGUCAAAUGGACUGCUACUCCAGAAGGAAGUAAACCGCAGUGUGGCGUACUUCUGCCGUGGAGUAUUUCUCGUGGUGAAUAGUAUUUUCCCCGCUCGAGUGCUCGAUCGGUACGUGAAGUGGGUCGACGUUGAGGGAGAUGCCAACAGUCUUCGCCAUAUCUGGUUCCCUUUUCUUCAUAUCUUGGUGGACUUUGAGUUCUUCCCCACCGUAAAUGGGGCAGCGGGAGGGAAUCCUGGGAAAACACGAGCGUGGCUCGCCAAGGCUGUCUCCGAGAAGCUCUUGGUCAUUAUCGACACCCAGAAAGAGCAGAAAAUUAGAGUUGAUGCGGUGCGAUUGCUACGCAGGAUGUUCGCAGCGCAGGCGUAUAAUCCUCGGUUUCAGAGCCCAGAGCAUCAAGAGAGGAUCGCUCUCCUGAAAAUUCUUAGCAAGUAG